AUGAGAGAGCGAAAUCAGAUUAGACAGCCCGGUUACAAACAGUCAGUUGAGUUUAAAAUAUUUAAACAUUGUUGCACGCGUCGACAUCAUUUAAUUACACAUGAAAGUAACAGUUUCUCCUCUGAAAUAUCCAUGAGGGAUGCGGUCUUAUUUUAUCACUCCUAAAGCAGUGAAGUACUGCUACUUUUGUGGUCAUAUUGUAGCCAACGUUUACUACUAGUCUUCCAGCCUACUAGGGAAGUUGGGGUUGCUGUCGUUGUCUGUUUUGUUUUAAAGUGACAGGAAAGACAGCACGCUGCAAAACAUUCAGCCCGGAUCGAAUCGACGCGAUGAUUCCUGAAUGUCCCCGGAGCCGAGAGACAAGGAGCCGAACGCGGUGCCACUAUGGCCAGGUAGCCGAACCAAACCAGAACUGUUUUGGGCUACUUUCCGAGAUCAAAACUCUUAUCAAGAAUGAACCAUUCACUGACCACUACACUAUCAUUCCGGGCAAAGAACUUGGCAGGGGGAAGUUUGCCGUGGUGAGGAAGUGUGUGGAGAAGUGCACGGGGCAGGAGUACGCCGCCAAGUUCAUGAGGAAGAGGAGGAAGGGCCAGGACUGCAGGCUGGAGAUCAUCCACGAGGUGGCCGUUCUGGAGCUCGCCACGGCCAGCCAGCGGGUGGUGAACCUGCACCAGGUCUACGAGAUGGCCUCCGAGAUGGUGCUCGUCCUCCAGUUUGCGGCCGGAGGGGAGAUCUUUAACCAGUGUGUAGCGGAGAGGGACGAGGCCUUCAAAGAGGAGGACGUUAAGAGGCUGUUGAGACAGAUCCUAGAGGGAGUCUCCUUCCUCCACAGGAACAACGUGGUGCACCUGGACAUCAAGCCCCAGAACAUUCUGUUGACCUGCGAUGCUCCUCUGGGGGACAUCAAGAUUGUGGACUUUGGUCUAUCUAGGAUGGUGAGCAGCAGUCAGGAGCUCAGAGAGAUCAUGGGGACCCCGGAGUAUGUGGCUCCAGAAAUCCUUAAUUACGAACCAAUUAGCACAGCAACAGACAUGUGGAGUAUUGGGGUGCUGACCUACGUGAUGCUGACAGGUACCUCUCCCUUCCUGGGGGAGGACAAGCAGGAGACCUUCCUCAACAUCUCCCAGAACAACAUCAGUUACCAGGAGGACGAGCUGGAGCAUGUAGACCAGGCCGCCAUCGCCUUCAUCAAGCUCCUGCUCGUCAAAGAGCCCCAGAACCGUGCCACGGCAGAAGAGUGCCUGCAGCACCAGUGGCUCCAGCCAAAAGAGAAAAGAGAAGCAGAGGUGACAGUAGAGGUGAAAGAGACUAUAAGCCCCACCAAGUGCACCUCUGAGCCAGCCAGCCCCAAGAGCCCCAUCAGGGAGGAGGAGGAAGGCCCCGGAACUGAGGAGCUGAUCAUGAUGGCGGCCUACACACUGGGCCAGUGCCGCCAGUCAACAGACAAGGAGGUCAUGACCCCCGACCAGAAGGCCAUCUCCAAACGCUUCAAGUUCGAAGAGCCCUUCAGCACCCUCCAAGAGGUUCCUGGAGAAUUCAUCUACUGAAGGACUCACACACACACACACACAUCUCAUCCUCUACACUAGGUGGUCCUGGAGAGCUAGUGGUGGUGUUGGGUCUACCUUCUGCCUUUCACUGACACACCAGAUAAUUGAGAUCGUCACGGCCCUGAUUAGUUGCUUAGUAGAAUCAGGUGCAUUAGUGAUGGGUUGGAGCCAAAGCCUGCACCAACCAGUAGCUCGCAAAGAACCUGGGUGGAAAAACUCCUGCUCUUACAUCUAGGGAAAAGCAGUUAAAAACAUUGCACUUACAAACCACAAGAAACAUCUCACACUUUUCUAACCCACCUCACGGUCUGAAUUCGUAAACCAAACUGUUUUUUUUGUCCCUUUUUCAUAUACAUCCUGACGUUUCUCUAGACUAAGCCUUGUUGUGACGUAACUCCAGACUGAGCCUUGUUGUGACGUUAUUCCAGACUAAGCCUGGUUGUGACGUUAUUCCAGACUAAGCCUUGUUGUGACGUUAUUCCAGACUAAGCCUUGUUGUGACGUUACUCCAGACUAAGCCUUGUUGUGACGUUAUUCCAGACUAAGCCUUGUUGUGACGUUAUUCCAGACUAAGCCUUGUUGUGACGUUACUCCAAACUAAGCCUUGUUGUAAUGUUACUCCAGACUAAGCCUUGUUUUGAAGUUACUCUAGACUAAGCCUUGUUGUGACGUUACUCCAGACUAAGCCUUGUUUUGAAGUUACUCCAGACUAAGCAUUGUUGUGACGUUUCUCCAGACUAAGCCUUGUUGUGACGUUACUCCAAACUAAGCCUUGUUGUAAUGUUACUCCAGACUAAGCCUUGUUUUGAAGUUACUCUAGACUAAGCCUUGUUGUGACGUUUCUCCAGACUAAGCCUUGUUGUGACGUUUCUCAGACUAAGCCUUGUUGUGACGUUUCUCCAGACUAAGCCUUGUUGUGACGU
Molecule: messenger RNA, 2476 nt
Organism: Oncorhynchus masou masou (cherry salmon)
Lineage: Eukaryota; Metazoa; Chordata; Actinopteri; Salmoniformes; Salmonidae
Product: serine/threonine-protein kinase 17A-like
Biological process (GO): protein phosphorylation; intracellular signal transduction; positive regulation of apoptotic process
Cellular component (GO): nucleus
Molecular function (GO): ATP binding; protein serine/threonine kinase activity
Source: RefSeq, a predicted model, not a curated record